Messenger RNA from Juglans regia (Persian walnut), 1656 nucleotides. RefSeq names its product arabinosyltransferase RRA3-like. Bases 69 to 1379 code for a protein of 436 amino acids. Gene Ontology annotation, molecular function: glycosyltransferase activity. NCBI's taxonomy places the organism in Eukaryota, Viridiplantae, Streptophyta, Magnoliopsida, Fagales, Juglandaceae. Gene Ontology annotation, biological process: root hair cell development. The transcript has 2 exons. The record is from RefSeq and is a predicted model, not a curated record.
CUCUCCUCUCUCCCCCUUUCUGGUUCGGUUUAGAUCGUCCAGACUCCAUUCUCGCAACGCCCCCACAAAUGAUUGGCCGGAGAGAUGGGUUCUCGAUGCGAAACACGACGCAUUCGCUCCCCAAAUCGAGGGUCACAAUCGGCGUAGCCAUCGGAGUGGGAAUCCUCUUUGGUUGCGUCUUCGCCUUCUUGUUCCCUCAUGGUCUCUUCCUCUCAGCCCCUAUUAUCACUCACCGCCACUCCAAAUCUGACAAUGCACAGGUUGGUUCAGCCUCAUGUGAAUCGUCCGAACGGGUGGACAUGCUGAAAUCAGAGUUUGUGGCAGCAUCAGAGAAAAAUGCCGAGUUGAAAAAACAAAUCAGGGAGCUUACUGAAAAACUUAUAUUAGCUGAACAAAGGAAAGAUCAGGCGCAGAAGCAGGUUCUUGUGUUGGGUAAACAACAGAAAGCUGGAGGUUUUGGUACUGUGAAGGGAUUAAGAACCUUCCCUACUGUUGUCCCUGAUGAAUCUGUGAAUACAAGACUGGCUAAGAUAUUAGAGAAAGUUGCUGUUGAAAGAGAGCUCAUAGUUGCUCUUGCAAACUCAAAUGUGAAGGACAUGCUGGAGGUCUGGUUCACUAAUAUUAAGAGAAUAGGUAUACCCAAUUAUCUGGUUGUUGCUUUGGAUGAGGAGAUUUCAAGGUUCUGUAAGUCAAAGGAUGUCCCGGAGUAUAAAAGAGACUCGGAUGAAGGUAUUGAUUCAGUUGCAAGGACCGGAGGGAACCAUGCUGUUUCAGGGUUGAAAUUUCGUAUUCUCAGGGAGUUCUUGCAGCUAGGAUAUAGUGUCCUUCUAUCGGAUGUUGAUAUUGUUUAUUUGCAGAAUCCUUUUCCUUAUCUUUAUCGUGAUUCUGAUGUGGAGUCCAUGACUGAUGGUCACGAUAAUGGGACGGCUUAUGGUUAUAAUGAUGUCUUUGAUGAACCUGCAAUGGGGUGGGCUCGAUAUGCCCAUACCAUGCGGAUGUGGGUUUAUAACUCUGGUUUCUUCUAUAUCAGACCGACAAUCCCAUCAAUUGAGCUUCUAGAUCGUGUAGCCAGUCGUCUUUCUAGGGAGCCAAACUCUUGGGACCAGGCAGUUUUUAACGAGGAGCUCUUUUUCCCUUCACAUCCUGGGUAUGAUGGGCUUCAUGCUGCCAGGAGAACUAUGGAUUUCUAUCUUUUCAUGAAUAGCAAAGUUCUCUUCAAGACUGUGAGGAGAGAUGCUAAACUGAGCAAGUUCAAACCAGUAAUUGUUCAUGUAAAUUACCACCCUGAUAAGCUUCCUCGUAUGAAAGCUAUAGUGGAAUUUUAUGUUCGUGGAAAGCAGGAUGCCCUGGAGCCCUUCCCUGAUGGUUCAGAUUGGUAACCUGUUUCUGUUCUCUGAAAUACAUUUAACAUUUAUUUGCUUAGCAAGUUAUGAUGAAAUGUUGUAUAGAUGUUCCAAAGCCCGUGUUUUUUACUUUUUUUUAACUCCUUUAGUUGAACUUUUCCCUUCUAGCAAGAUGUAUUGAAACAAGCUCCCUCAUGUUCUGGCUGUUUGAUAUGUAGCCAGUAACUCAAACUUGAACAAUUUUUACGAAAUUUGUUCUACGAUGCUACAUGAUGCUAUUUAGCAUAUGUUUGUGAGCUCAGAAAGGGAAAAA